This is a messenger RNA of Parnassius mnemosyne (clouded apollo), 468 nucleotides long. Lineage: Eukaryota; Metazoa; Arthropoda; Insecta; Lepidoptera; Papilionidae. The record is from the annotation of a GenBank genome assembly.
AUGAAGACUAAAGGUUAUGAUCGCGCUAUCGUCGCUACUUCAAUAUUAGGAAUAUUGGUUUCCACGUAUGCUUUAUACGUUGAGAUGGCAGCCGAAGCGCGGCCCGACUAUAAAGCGUUGUGUGACCUUUCGGAGCAUGCAAGCUGUACGCGAGUACUUACAUCAGAGUUUUCUAAGGGUUUUGGAUUUGCUUGGGAAGAUUCAUCGCUAGAAAUUCCUAACUGCGUAUAUGGAACCUUGUUUUACUGCAUUAUGAUAUUUCUAUCUACAUUUGAACAUCCAGUGAUUGUUCGGAUACAGUUCCUUCUGUCUUUAGCGGCAAUAGCGUCGAGUGUGUACUUGGCUUAUCUUUUACUUUUUGUAUUAUUUGAUUUUUGUAUCGUAUGUGUUUCAACAUAUUUAAUUAAUGGUAUGCUUGUUGUAUUUGUUAAUAAGAAAAAGCUAUUAAUUUCUGCUAAAAUAAAAUAA